AUGGCUGUCAGCAAUAACUCGCUUUUUGAUGCAACUACAGCUCUAUUUGUCAAUGAUAUUAUUGAUGAAUCGGAGUUCGUAGCUUUAUACGACAAUACAAAAACAAAAUCACCGGAAUUUCAGUACUGGGAGUACCAAAAAGUCGAGAUGCAGCUGCAGUACAUGACCAACGAUGAAUGCAGAUCGGACUUCAGAGUGGACUUGGCAGAUCUAGCUGUCUUGGCAGAAGCUUUGAGAAUCCCGGAGAAGUUUGUUUGCCCCAACCGGACGGUGGCAACAGGGAUGGAAGGUCUUUGCGUUGCUCUUAGGCGUUUUGCUUAUCCCUGCAGGUUCAGUGACAUGAUACCUCGCUUCGGUCGCUCUGUUUCAGAGUUGUGUGUGAUCGCUUCAGAGAUGACUGACCAUAUAUAUAAUACACAUGGUUAUCUUUUGACCGAUUUAAACCAACCUGGGCUUCAUCCUGAUCGUCUUCAAGAACAUGCUAACGCAGUUCACGACGCUGGUGGCGCUUUGGAGAACUGUUGGGGAUUUGUCGAUGUCACAGUAAGACCUAUCUGUCGCCCUGGAGAAAACCAGCGCGUCAUGUAUAAUGGCCAUAAACGUAUCCAUGCCAUCAAGUUUCAAUCUGUUGUGGCACCUAAUGGCCUUAUUGCAAAUCUUUAUGGUCCAAUAGGUACAUUUUAUAUUAAAUAAUAUAGUGUAAUGCAUUACUUAUUUCCUACAGUGUCUAACCAUACAGUAUAUUCUUAUAGUGUAUGGAUUUAAUAAUUUUUGCAUACACUUAUAUAUUUUAUAGUACUUAUACUUUAUAUACUUAAUAUAUGUGCUUUUGUUUUUAGAAGGAAAACGACAUGAUGCCGGGAUGUUAAGAAUGUCCGGCCUUCUUGACCAACUGGAUCAACCAACUGGUGACAUUAUUAAUUAUUUUAAGUUUAUGGAUUUUAAGAAGAAUUUGAAAAUUGGAUUGAGUGCUGUUGGGAAGAUGUAUUCUGUGUGUGCCCUUUUGCGAAAUGCAUUAACUUGUUUUUAUGGCUCAACUACAAGUUCUUAUUUUGGUGUUGACCCUCCUACGCUGCAAGAAUAUUAUCAACUAAAUUAG
Molecule: messenger RNA, 1099 nt
Organism: Paramuricea clavata
Lineage: Eukaryota; Metazoa; Cnidaria; Anthozoa; Malacalcyonacea; Plexauridae
Source: the annotation of a GenBank genome assembly